GGAAAAAGCAAUCCCGUAUUUGUCAGGGGCACGUGUUUAAUAGAGGAGCAGUAAUUUGCGUUUGGUGCUCAUCAACUCGCGAAGUUCUGCCUCAUCGAACCACGAUUGGGUUGCAAAUUUUUCGUUGGUGAUAAGAAACUAGGCACAGGGUUUCCUUUGCGGAGAGUCUUUUUGGACGUGAUUGAUAAGUUGACAUAAAAUCAUAUAUAUCAUAUAUUGAUUAGCCGUUAUAUCAAUUCUGCUCAUGUAGAAGUAGAAGCACACAUAAUGAGUGGUGAUCAAAGUAGCGGUAGUUCCGCUGAAGCUGCAGACGCACCGCGAGUGCAGAUUAAGCAUGGCGGGAAGAUCAUUUUCGAUUUCGCUUGGAAUGGCGCGCUAACCUUGGGUGAACUUCGCGCGUUCUGUGCGAAAGAGUGCGACAUUGACGAGGAGAGGCUUACCCUGCUGUAUAAGGGGAAGAAGUUGCAGGGGGUUGCCUUCCCGCCAGACAGCAGGUUAGAUAGUGUGGUGCGGCCUGGGAAAAAUGUUCUUAUACAAGCCAUGGGCACCAGUGCGAAAGCUGACACGACGACUCUGCUGAGUAGAAACCGACAAGUGUUGAAGCGAGUCGCAAAAACGGUUCUAGGCUUUGCCGAGCGAUUUGCGGCAAGUGGGGCGCCGUCCAAGGUCGAGCCAGUCGCUGCGCAGGCUAUCCGCGUGCGGGAGGCUUACGAGCAAAGCAGUGGCGGCACAGGAGCAGGCACUGGCAGAACAGGAGUGUCAGCAGAUCCUGCUAACAUGCCCGAUUUAGUCCGAUAUAUUGGCGAUGCGGUGCCUUCAGCAGCUACAGGAUCUUCUAACCCUGAGGAGGCAGUAGGACUAAAAAAAGAUUCACCGCUUACGGCUGACAUGGAUCCCUCUUCAAUUCUGGACAUGCUGUCACUGACAAAAUUGUCGACGGAACUCGACUCUCUUGAUGACCUAGGCGAUGCUGAGCGCAGUCUGCGAAGACAACUUCUCAUGCUUCUUGAAAUUCUAGAAACCUGUGUGCAGAAAUAGGGAUUCCCUUUUUACACGAAGAGUUAGUAUGUUUGAGGUGGUAUUCUUAAUAUAGCGACACCAUAACCGGAGCGUUCCUUACCGUGCGAAAAAAUGACGACGAUGGGGGUAUUGAUGUAUAUUAGUGAGCGUCUGCGUCGCCAUGCUCUAUUCAUGUGAAUCCACGCUAAAAUAAGAACGAGUCGGCUGUCG
Messenger RNA from Amoebophrya sp. A25, 1230 nucleotides. The record is from the annotation of a GenBank genome assembly. Lineage: Eukaryota; Dinophyceae; Syndiniales; Amoebophryaceae.